CGUCAAAUUUUCAAAACAUUGCAAAGGAAAAUAAAAUUAGACUUUUUUUUUAUUUUUAAAGUUAUCGUUAUUGUAUUUUAGGGUUUUUUUCAGAUAAGGAAAAUUAUGAAGACUAUUUCCGGUUUUGCAUUUAGAGAACAAGAAAAGUAGCAAAUCAAUGGUAAUAAAUUUCAAAUCGCUAUAUAAAUUCAUGUGCCUGACUUAGAAUUAUACACAAAUGCGGAUUUUGCUUAUCACGGUUUAUAAAAGCGAGAUAAGAUAAUUAAAAAUAAACGAUGAAAGCUUGAAUUUUAAAAGUACGCAAGACCAAAAACCGAAGGUAUUAAUUUCAGAAAUUUAAUAAUGGAUGUAAAUGAUUAUUUUAAGGAGAGAAAGCGUUCCAAUAAUCUUUAUAUGAAUAAUUUUGAAAAUAUAAUUGAACCAGGAUGUGAACCUAGAAUGUUAAAAGAAUACAAACCAAAAUUUGCUCAAACAUUCAAUAAAUACUUGACACCAAACGACUUGAAACUACACGUACUAAGCUCUCCUAAGAUUCAAAAUUUGAUAGAUUUUUACGCUGCGAAAACAAACAAAACUAAGAGUGAACUUGAAGGUCAAGUAAAGGAUAUUUUAGAUGAAAUUGGUUUAGAUCGUAAUUUAUCUAUUAUAAGAUGUUGCGGAAUGUGUAUUACUGCAGUUAGCAAAAAGAUUUGUUCGGGAAUAUAUGUUAACAAAAAAAGUUUGAGCCGGGUGAAAGAGAUAAUAGGGAGUAGCCCAGUACUAUAUUUACCAAGUCAUCGAAGUUAUUGCGAUUUUAUAUUGAUGUCUUAUAUUUGUUUUCAUUAUGAAAUCGAAAUACCUGGUAUUGCAGCUGGUAUGGAUUUUUACUCAAUGUUUGCGAUGGGAACAAUGCUAAGAAAAACUGGAGCGUUUUUUAUGCGUAGAUCUUUUUCUGGUGAUGAAAUAUAUUGGGAUGUAUUUAGAGAAUAUGUACAUGCCCUAAUAACUGUUUACCAUAUUGGUGUGGAGUUUUUUGUCGAAGGCACAAGAAGCCGAAAUUUCAAAUCUUUGGUCCCAAAGGUUGGUCUAUUGGCAAUGACCCUGGAGCCAUUCUUCAUGGGAGAAGUACCAGAUUUAACAAUUGUACCUAUAGGUGUUUCAUAUGAAAGAUUAUUAGAAGAGCAAUUGUUUGUUUAUGAACUUCUAGGUAUACCAAAACCGAAAGAAUCAACUAAGGGGUUUUUUAAAGCAUUGAAAAUAAUUGAUCAAAGAUUUGGAAAAAUGUAUUUGGACUUUGGGGAACCGAUUUCUCUCAGAGAAUAUUUAAAAGAUGAGGUAAAGAGGACAAAAUACACAAAUUUGCCGAAUUUUGCUCAAAAACUAGAUAAAGAUGACAUUAAUUUGGUUAAAAAAUUGGCGAUGGAGAUUGUUUAUCAACAACAACAACGAAUUGUAAUUACAACAUUUAAUUUGAUUGUUCUCUAUUAUUCCUAUUACUCUUAUAUGGGGAAAGGUGUGAAUAUUGAUAAUUUGUCAGAAGGUGUUGCAUUACUUAAAGAUGUUUUUGAAUGCUUAGGAGCAAUGAUCGCAACAAAAGACGAAAGUAUUAAAGCUGAAAUAAUUGAUACUCUUGAAAUACAUUCGAAUAUAUUGAAAAUGAUUCAGGGUCAUGUGUGUCUAAAUAAAACUGAAAUUAAUGUAUCAUCAAUAAAUAUGGAUAAUUUAAAAGGAUAUAAAUUAAGUAAAGAAAUAAUGGAACAAGCUGUACCAUGUUUAAGUAUUCAAUUAUAUAUUAAUGCAUGUAUGUAUUGGCUAUCAGUGCCAGCUAUAACAACUUUAAGUGCAAAAAAAAUAUGUAUAGAAUAUGGUAAUGGUUUUACAUUGAAUUCUUUAAAGAUAAAAGUUGAGGAAUUGCUAUCAAUAUAUAACAAUGAAUUUGUUAUUGUUCAAGAAUAUAAAGAAGAGGAUUACCAAAAAACUUUAAAUCUUUUACAAUAUUUUAAAGUAUUUGAAAUUGAUAAUAAUAAUAGUAGAGUGCAUUUUAAAGAAAACGAAGUUUCAAAAUUAUUAUUAAGUACAAUGGUUCCAUUUUUAUGCAUGUACUAUCGCUUAACUGAAACAAUAAUUUUACAAUUUUCUGAAAUUCAUUUCACUGAAAAGCAGCUACUAAUAGCAACACAGAAGCAUAUUGAAAGCUUAUUAAAUUCUCGAACUAAAUAUACUCAUCCAUAUUGUUUAGCAUUGGAUAAUUUAUCAAUUGCUAUAACAUCUUUAGUUAAUAAUUCAAUAUUAUAUAAAAUAAAAAAUGGAAAUGAUAAAAUUACAAAAUAUGGGAUUAAUUUACACGAACUAAAAAUUAUUAAUACUCUACUGGAGAAUUAUUGUAAUGUCUUGCCAUUUGAUUUUAUACCAGCUGAAUAUAAAAUUAAUAAAAUCUUAGCCAAAUUAUAAAAAAAAAAUACAAAAUUAUAUAAUUAUUAUUAUUAGAAACGAAUUAAAAAACAGAAAAGCAAAUUAGAAAUUGUAUUUUUUUAUAUAUGUAUUUAGAUAAUCUUGCAUUUUGUAUUAUGUAUUAUGCUAUUAUGUACUUUUUUUUAUAUAUACAUA
Condylostylus longicornis is the source of this 2586-nucleotide messenger RNA. RefSeq names its product dihydroxyacetone phosphate acyltransferase (gene Dhap-at). Lineage: Eukaryota; Metazoa; Arthropoda; Insecta; Diptera; Dolichopodidae. Gene Ontology annotation, biological process: ether lipid biosynthetic process. Gene Ontology annotation, molecular function: glycerone-phosphate O-acyltransferase activity. The record is from RefSeq and is a predicted model, not a curated record. The transcript has 9 exons. Bases 343 to 2430 code for a protein of 695 amino acids. Gene Ontology annotation, cellular component: mitochondrial membrane; peroxisomal membrane.